CUACGAGAGUUUGUCCCUUUACGUCUGCCGUAGCUGACAAAACGUGCAAGACUGAGAACUGGCUAACUGCUAGUUACCGUUCCUGAUGCCCAGACUGACAGUUGACCGGAGUAACGUUUAGGAGUAUUUAUUUAACGUUACGAGUUUCUCCUUACCAUGAGUGACAGCGACGAUGACGUCCCUCAGCUUUCAGCUGCUGCUCUUGCAGCUCUGCAGGAGUUUUAUGCUGAGAAAAUGACUGAAACAAAGCAGGAGCAGCCAGCACUGACGGACAGCUACACUGUCGGUUCCUUCAAAGAGGACUGGCAUAUGAGCCAGUUUUGGUACAGUGAUGAAACGGCUGCCCGGUUAGCUGAGGAAGCCAUCCAGCAAGCAGGAAAACAAGGGAGGAUAGCCUGCGUCAGCACACCUAGUGUUUAUCAGACGCUGAAGCAGCUGGAGUCCCAGAGAGAAGAUGAGUCACACUGCGUGUCAUCUGUCCUCUUUGAAUUUGACCGUCGAUUUACAGCUUAUGGCCACGAGUUUGUCUUCUAUGACUACAACAACCCACUGUGUUUACCUGAACACAUCCUUCCACAGAGCUUUGAUGUUGUGAUUGCAGACCCUCCCUACCUGUCAGAAGAGUGCCUCAGCAAGGUGGCACUAACUGUAAAAUACCUGACCAAGGGCAAAAUCCUGCUUUGUACAGGAGCUAUCAUGGAGGAACAUGCCAGGAAACUCAUGGGCUUGAAGAUAUGCAGUUAUCUACCAAAACACAGCCACAACCUUGCCAAUGAAUUCAGAUGCUAUGUUAACUAUGACUCAAGCCUCCUCUCCUAAGGGGUAGGUUUGGAACAGGACCUCAAAACAUUUAAGGUGUGAUUAAAAGCUCUAUACAUGUGGAAUGAA
Molecule: messenger RNA, 888 nt
Organism: Pygocentrus nattereri (red-bellied piranha)
Lineage: Eukaryota; Metazoa; Chordata; Actinopteri; Characiformes; Serrasalmidae
Gene: eef1akmt1
Product: EEF1A lysine methyltransferase 1
Exons: 5
Coding region: 157-819 (220 amino acids)
Biological process (GO): methylation
Molecular function (GO): nucleic acid binding; protein-lysine N-methyltransferase activity
Source: RefSeq, a predicted model, not a curated record